Messenger RNA from Helianthus annuus (common sunflower), 1624 nucleotides. RefSeq names its product patatin-like protein 3. The transcript has 2 exons. Gene Ontology annotation, biological process: lipid metabolic process. Bases 62 to 1369 code for a protein of 435 amino acids. Lineage: Eukaryota; Viridiplantae; Streptophyta; Magnoliopsida; Asterales; Asteraceae. The record is from RefSeq and is a predicted model, not a curated record.
CUCCAAUAUCUCUUCAAUUCCAAUUUCAAUCACUCAUAUUCAUAUUCAUAUUCAACCACUAAUGGCAACACUUUCAAUGAUUGAUUCCAACUCCCACAUGGAUAAACUCACCUCUGAAAUCUUCUCCAUUCUUGAAAACAAGUUUUUGUUUGGGUACGAUAAUAAUAAUAACAAUAAUAAUGUUACUUCCCCUACAAAAGACCAGGUUUCUGUCCCUAUUGAUGAAAUGAAGUUCCACAAACAUGUGUCCGGAAAAGUUAGGGUGCUUUCAAUUGAUGGUGGCGGCGCGACUGAUGGAGUUCUCGCUGCCAUGUCAAUUGUGCACCUGGAGUCGUCGCUCCGUCGGAGUUCCGGAAUCCCAGAUGCCCGCAUUUCGGAUUUUUUCGAUGUGGUCACCGGGUCGGGUAUAGGGGGUGUGUUGGCGGCUUUGUUGUUUACCAAAGGGAAAGAUGGCGAGCCGUUGUUUACUGCGGAUGACGCGCUUCGGUUUGUGGUGGAAAACGGGUGCAAAAUGUCGCGGUUUUGUAAACCAGGGGUUUUUCGGCGGAUUCUUGGGAAUCCGCCGAAAAGUGGGAAGGUGUUUAGUAAGACUUUUGGGGAUUUGUCCUUGAAAGAUACUGUAAAAGCGGUUCUGAUACCAUGUUAUGAUUUGACCACUGGGGCGCCUUUUGUUUUUUCUCGUGCUGAUGCUGUGGAAAUGGAAGGAUGUGAUUUUAAAAUGAGUGAUGUGUGCGCUGCCACCACCGCGGUUAAUGGGCCCGUUGAGACGGUGUCGGUGGACCGCAGAACGAAGAUAUCCGCGGUUACCGGUGAGCUAGCGAUGAAUAACCCGACCGCUAUGGCGAUCACGCACAUCCUCAACAAUAAACAAGAGUUCCCGUUUUGUAACACCGUCGACGACUUGCUUGUCGUGUCUCUAGGCAACGGCGAACCAUCGUGUGGCGUUGCUGGGAAUCAGACGCCAUCGCGGGCGGCCUUGCUUAAGAUCGUUGGAGAAACAGUUUCGGAUACGGUUGAUCAAGCGAUAUCAAUGGCGUUUGGACAAUCACGAGCUAGUAACUAUGGUCGUAUACAAGGUAACAAAGGUUUUGUAGACUCGGGGAAUCUUAACAAGGGAAAAGAAACGAAUAUGCUUAAAUUGGCCGAACAAAUGUUGAGACAAAAGAACGUUGAAUCUGUGUUGUUUCAAGGGAAGAAGUGUAACAAAACUAAUCUGGAUAAGUUGGAGUUUUUCGCUACAGAAAUCGUUAAGGAAACCGAAAGGCGGAAGUUGAAUAUAUUACCUACCGUUGUGUUAAGGCAAACAACUACAUCGUCGUCGCCUAGAACAUCCUCUGCCACGACCUUAUCUAUCACGUCUUCAAAUUAGUUUUCAGAUAUGUUGUUGAAGAAAACGAGGCUUAAAACGCACAUAAGGAAGAUUUAUUUUAUGGGUUUGCAUUUUAGGGUAAGAUCAUUAUGAUCGAUGGUAGUUUAAUUGUGUAUAUAGAAAGAUUUGAGGAUUUGUGUUAGAAGAAUUUUUGUUCGACUCCGAGCAAUAUCGAACAAUUGCGAUGUAUGUUAGGGUUUGGUUGGAUUUAGUAGUUAGAAAUUUGAGUGAAAAGUAUUUUAUACAUUGUGGGUA